GUUCUGAGCAUGGAGCUGUCCGCGGUUGGCGAGCGGGUGUUCGCCGCGGAGUCCCUGCUCAAGAGACGCAUCCGGAAGGGCCGCAUGGAGUAUCUGGUGAAGUGGAAGGGAUGGUCUCAAAAGUACAGCACUUGGGAGCCAGAAGAGAACAUUCUGGAUGCCAGAUUAGUAGCAGCUUUUGAAGACAGGGAGCGAGAAAGAGAGAUGUAUGGUCCAAAAAAACGAGGCCCUAAACCUAAAACUUUUCUCCUGAAGGCACAAGCCAAGGCAAAUGCAAAAACAUAUGAGUUCCGCAGUGAAUCUACUCGUGGAGUUAGGAUACCAUAUCCUGGUCACCCUCCUCAGGAGCUGCCAUCCAGAUCCAGAGAAGGAUUACGGAGCAUACCCACCUCUUCCCAGGGGAGCAGUGCAACCAGAGGAGACAUCUUCAGCGAGAGGCUAGGGAGGACAGAGAUGAGAGGAGAACAUUAUCCAAUGAAAAUUAAAAGGAAAAAGAAACACCACAGUGACAAAGGACUUUGUGAGGUAGGCAACCAGGCCAUCAGGAUCUCAACUGCCAUUUCCUCCAACCAGCUAGAGACAGUCACCGGCUCUGCCAGAACAGAUAAUCCCAGUGCAGGGAAAUAUCAUGCUCCUCAUAGUGUCAUCCAGUUAGCAAGACGUCAGGACACAGAUUUGGGACCUUCCAGCCACGUAGGUCCUGGUUUCAUGCACAGGGAACGUGCUUUGACACAGACUGGGCAAGAUAUCCAGGAGCAGCUUAGUACCGACAACCACCCACACAGGACCAAACACAGAGUUGACUUCAUGGCCUCUGUGUGCAAAGAGUCAAGUGUUUCAAGAAGCAGGAACAGCUUGGGAUACCAGGAACAAAUAUCCGACUUCUACAGGGGAGCAUUGGGAACCCAUGGUGGGAAACCCUCCCUCAUUGCCCGAAUACCUGUUGCUAGGAUCUUGGGGGAACCUGAAGAGGAACCAUGGAGACCCCCAGUGGAGAACUUUGAGAAAGUGGUGGUGACAGAUGUUACGUCAAACUUUCUCACUGUUACAAUAAAGGAGAGCAACACUGAUCAAGGUUUCUUCAAGGAGAAAAGAUGAGAUUACUCUUUUUUGCCCCCUUUAUACAUAUAUAUUAUAUACAUCUAUACCCGUAUGAGUACAUUCUGGUACCAGCUUGAUUUUGUGAUAAUAGAGCCGGCUAUGGUUACAGAGAGCACAGUGACUUCAGAUAUCGAGCCUGCUACAAGACUUGACCAGAACACUUGUACAAAUGCUGAUCACCAAUGCAUGGAGGGGAUGGCAGGCAAAAAAAAAUUAAUAUAUUCCCUUUACAUUCACAAAUCAGUAAUACUUUUAGCCACAGGGGUCAACUCUCAGUAACUUUCCCACAUUAUAUGCUGUAUGUGUUGUCAGUCUAAGGACACCUUCCUGGGGCACCGCUGCCUUUCUCUGCCACCUGUGCACGCUCCAUGGCUUAUACAUAGUCUCGCUCACUCGGUUGUGCACACUCGCACACACUUCACGAAUUUCAGGCACAAAUACCCACAAAUCUAAGAGGCACAAUGCAAUUUAAAAAAAAAUAUGUGCAGCUCUUCUCUUCGACAGAGUUUUUCAAAGAACAAUCUUGAUUGUUUUAUUUGUUUGUUCCGAUAACGGAUUCCCUAAAAAUGUUUUCUAUUAGCUGUAAAUAUGUUAUUUAAAAUAAUAUAAUUCUGCAAAAGCUAUAAAUCAAUCUGUUCAUCUCUAAAGCUCCCCCUUCUAUCCUUAAAAUCCACAACCGUUUUAGGUUUUGGUCUCAAUUAAAAGGAAAAUGUACUUUUUUUUUCUGAU
Messenger RNA from Xenopus tropicalis (tropical clawed frog), 1830 nucleotides. It is a transcript of the gene cbx8, whose product is annotated as chromobox 8. The record is from RefSeq and is marked provisional. Lineage: Eukaryota; Metazoa; Chordata; Amphibia; Anura; Pipidae. Gene Ontology annotation, cellular component: nucleus; chromosome.